AUGACCAAUAAAUUGCCGAGCUUCCCCAUCAAGGGAAUAUCCGACAAAAGCGAUGUCCAGCCAAGGCAGGACUUGGCUGCUUGGUCCAGCUCCACCAAUGUAGAGAGUAAGGUACAAGUUUCCCUCUUCCUCCGGGCGCUGGACAAGCUCCAGAAGAGAGACCCCGUGAAUGAUCAGCUCUCCUAUUUUCGACUUGCCGGAAUUCAUGGUGCGCCCAGCCAGGCCUGGGACCAUGCUCCGGAUCCCGAGCAAGACUUUAAGGGGACCAUCGGCUACUGCCAUCACAAUGAUUAUUUGUUUCCCACCUGGCAUCGUCCGUACAUGCUGCUCUAUGAGCAAUGUUUGCACGAUAUCAUGAUCCACGAAGUGAUCCCAGGAAUCACAGAUGCCGCUGCCAAGGAUCAGUGGACCAAGGCUGCGAACCGCUGGCGUCUCCCUUACUGGGACUGGGCGAUCAAACAGCCCGACACCAACGAAUACGGCCUCCCUAAAAUCUUGUCUGACGAGACUUUUGAGAUUCUGGAGCUGGGAUCGAGCACCGUGCCUGAUCCGAAUUUCGGUGAUAAUCCGAUGUUCAAAUUCGUGAACCGGGUAAGGAAUUCGCAGAACAAACUGGUGUCCACCCCCAUGGGAGAUCCGGUGAUGGGAAAGUAUGCGAUCAAAUUUGAGGGAACUAAGCUUGGGGAUAUUCCAGUCAAGUUUGGCGAAGCAGCCGGCACUAGCCGCUAUGCGGAUAGCACCAACAAACAGCAAUGGGUGCCAGGCCACGACCUCAACGAGAGGGUUGGGGAGGCGAUCGUCAAGCACAAGUGGAUGGGCGAGGAUCCCAGCACUACGACGAUACAGGCGGUGGUCUCGCGUUUACUGAGUGACUCAUAUUUUCAAGAGUACGAGCCAUUUGCUUCGACCAGAUAUUCCCAGACGCAUCCCGUCGAACACGUCAAGAACAUGUUGCCAACGGAGCAUUUGUCCCUGGAGAUGGUGCAUAACAACAUCCACGAGUGGUCGGGAGGAUCGCAGCGGGAUGACGCUGGUGUACCCACCCAAGGGCACAUGGCGAAUGUCCCGGUGUCCUCAUUUGAUCCGGUCUUCUGGAUGCAUCACUGCAACGUGGAUCGCCUCCUAGCGAUCUGGCAGUACCUCAACCCCGAUAAAUGGGUGAAUGAAGCUGAUGGGUUGUCAAAAAACCUGGAACCCUUUUCCACGGAUCAGAAGAGAACUCCUUGGAACUCCGUCCUAGCCAGGCCGUGGGAACAGUAUGGCUACAAUUAUCCGGAGCUGGUGGGCAACCCCAAGCGGGAGGAUCUCAUCCAGGCCAUCCAAGCCAAAUACGGCGCGGCUGUAAAGCAACUGCGGCCUGCGCAAGGGAAACAUUCGCUACCCGGGAUCAGUCAUGAGAAAUUCCAGGACUACAUCAUCAACAUCAUCUAUGAUCGCAACGCAUUGGACGGAUACCCGUACAAAAUUAGCUUCGCCCUCCUGGUUGACGAGAGAACCCACCUACCCGUCGGCGAGGUCUACAACUUCAGUACCCCGCUAGACUACGACUGUGGAAACUGCCAGACUCAAAAGAAGGAAGGGGUGCUCUCCAAAGCCCAGGUGCCGAUCACGCUGCACCUGCACGAAGCCGUGCGUCGCCACAGCGGGGUUAUUCGCGCGGUGAACUACACCCCUGACGACGAGCCGGGCUUGCGGCCGGAUUACAUGCAGCAUUUCCUCGAGGGGGCGCUGAUCUGGACGGUGACGACGAAUGGCGGACAAGUGAUUGAGCUGAGUGACUUUCCUGGUCUGGAGGUCACCGUGCUUACUGCAGAGGCGCAGUUUAGCGAAACGCAUGCGGCACGUUACCAGCCUGACAAGUACGAGAUAUUGCACCGGGCGACUCAUGGCAAGCCCAGGGGACGACGGCAUCCACACCAUAGAGAGCUUUGA
Messenger RNA from Aspergillus aculeatus ATCC 16872, 1932 nucleotides. RefSeq names its product tyrosinase (gene tyr1). The record is from RefSeq and is a predicted model, not a curated record. Gene Ontology annotation, molecular function: oxidoreductase activity. The transcript has 7 exons. NCBI's taxonomy places the organism in Eukaryota, Fungi, Ascomycota, Eurotiomycetes, Eurotiales, Aspergillaceae. The coding region runs from base 1 to 1932 and encodes 643 amino acids.